AUGGCCAGAGAUCCACAAUCCCUCCAUCUCCCGUUGCGGACCUCCAAUGCCAAUGUCGACAACUUCGACGACAACCAGGAGGACUUCCGUUCGGAAAAAGCCAACAACAGAACCUCCAAGGCCCAGAAGAUUUUGGGUACCGCUGAGGCCCCUAUCCAGCAGAACAGUUCGCCCCGAGAUGAUGCCAGCAGUCAGAAGAGGCGCACACGGCGGCCCAGCUUCAUGAAGGGCCCCAGCUUCGUGCCUUUCCCCACGAUCAACGCUGACGAUGACAUGGCCCAGCAGAAUCAGCCACAGUUGCGUGUCCGCGCAUCUUCGCCGCUCCUGGUCAACACCCAAGACGCUGCUGCUGCUUCUAACCCGAGGAAAACCGUGCACCAGUCCGGUUCCGCUUCCACCCUCUUCUCCUACUUCAACUCCCGCGAUUCGACCACCACUACUACUACCAUCGAAAGCCCGACGGAUGGCAAACCCGCACCUUCAUCCAUCUCCCUCAGUUCGAAGAACUCGACUAAAGACUCCAAGCGCAAGCUCCGCCCUCCCCGCAUUGAUCUCUCGCUCUUGUUUCCCAAACCGAAGCCUGAGAAGCCUGCUGGUGCGCCGAUGUUGUCCCCGCAGCGCAUGGUCCAUUCUCCGACCCCCCUCUCCGCGCUUGGGGAAUUUCCCAAAUCGAACAACUCUGAUACCAAGAUCUCGGGGAGGAGGUACACUGAGACACAAUCUCAGACAGAUUCGCCUACAACAGCAGGGCCACCACCGUUGGCAAUUCCCAGGCCCAGUAGUCACCGGUCUACCCCCGCGAACCGGUCUUCUGCUAUUUCGACCGACACUAGGAACACGGAGUUUCUUGAGCCCUCGCUCCAACGCACUGUCAGGACAAACGAAAUGGACAUGGCGCUCCAGAACUACUCCGAACAGCAGGCAGCCUCGGAACGCGCCCAGUCCGAUGCUGCAUCGAGUGUUUACUCUAGAGGCCGGGACCAAAUGCAUAGCAGCAGGGCCAAGUCCGACAGGAGCGCCCGCAGGGUGUCGUCCAAUGGCUCUACAGGCGGUUGGAGUAAAGAGACCUACUUGUCGCCCAAGUCGCAGCCACGCCCGGCACGUCGGCGCCAGUCACCCCCGCGCGACCAAUGGCCAGCGCCGCCGUCGCUAAGAGAGACUGAUACCUCAUCCAUGUCCAAGAAGAGCAGCAAGAGCACAUUGGCAAACUCGGAUCUCAACAUUUCCAGUGUCCUCUGUUUGUCUUCAUCAGAAGAUGAGGACGAUCAUGACGAGGAACUACCCAACAAUCGAACGGGCGUCGGCCAUCUGAUGAGGGAUAGUGUCACCACCUAUGGUGAAUUCGAGCCCGAGAUCUGCACCGCUUCGGCAGCCCAGGCGACCAAAGGACCGGCCGUCCGGCGACUUGAUCUCCGACAGGCCGCGGCUGUCAAACAUCGGGGUCCCACCAUGCUCAUGAGUCCUUCCAUUCACCGGAAUGACUCAACGUCUACGGCCCGAUCCUCAUACAUCGGCCGGCGAGCCCCGGGUGGGAUUCCCACCAUCUCAGAACCGGACAUCAGUGACCACUUCCCUGCGCCUGGCGGUAACGGGCGUGCCUCGGCGGCACCCCGGGAGAAUAAGCAGGGCAAUCGUCGCAGCCGAGUCAUCGCGGUUACGAGACAGGAGCAGAGUCUCCUCGAAGCCAUGCGGCAACGGAGGGGCAAAGUGACUCCCAGUCUCUUGAACGAAGCACGAUUUAGCCAGAACACGAUCACUACCCAUCGCUCUAAUCCCAAUCUUACCCACCAUAAUCAUAAUGAUAAUAACUCACACGUUAAUGAUGCCGACAAAGAGUCCAUGCUGUCCGCUGCGCCCUCGCGCGACUCGCUGUACAGCACUGACAUGUCCUUUCUACGCCUGAGCGCGAGCAUUCCGUCAUAUACGACGGCGACCACGGCCACGAAUGAUACUCACAACAAUUACUCCCGGUCAGAUCAAGGUGCAGCACACCUGGACAAAGACAGUCACCCUUUCCAGGGCGCGGCUUCUGAUGCUGAACAGAAAACCCUCAAUUCACCCCGCGCUAGCCUUGUCUACUCCGAAAGCCUCCCCUCUCCCGCGACCAGCGGAGCGUCGCCCCUGACGCCAACGCUACCGAUCCAUCGCUUCUCGCCGCAGCCCAGCCAACACCAACACUCUCCUCCGACCCGACGACAUCUCCCAACCUCAGCGCCCAACGACCAGCAUCGGCACUCGCGCCGUCGGACCGAUAGCAGCGAAGCGAUCGUGCUGGGCGAGGCGACUGAAGAGUCAGCCAAGGAGAACGAUGAGUAUCCGAUCUGGGCAUUGGGCUGGAACCAUGACCUAGCGGCUGUUCACUAA
This is a messenger RNA of Aspergillus ruber CBS 135680, 2364 nucleotides long. RefSeq lists its product as uncharacterized. The record is from RefSeq and is a predicted model, not a curated record. Lineage: Eukaryota; Fungi; Ascomycota; Eurotiomycetes; Eurotiales; Aspergillaceae. The transcript has a single exon. The coding region runs from base 1 to 2364 and encodes 787 amino acids.